UCCGAAAUAAACAAGUGGCUCAAAUAAAUGACUUCGUUAUAUUAGCUAAUUUUUUCCUUUGUUUUGAUAGCGGAAUAUGGCGUCUACCUCGGAAAACCCCUUUCAUAUAAACACUGAAAAACCAAUACUACACGGCCACGAAAGACUUGUUCUAUUUUUGUCCAUUUGACCUAUUUCUGACGUAAACACCCGAAACGCCAUUUUGAUCUGUCCUCGUCUGUAAGCCGGCAAGAUGCGUUCUUUGCUACUGUCUGGAGCAAGUUUUGCAUUAACAGCAGCAGUUAUUGCAAAUGCCUACUAUCAAAAGAAACAGUUUUAUCCAUCGGUUGUCUACAUUACCAAGUCAAACCCGAGUAUGGCUGUGAUCUACAUCCAAGCAUUUGUUAUUGUUAUACUUAUGGGAAAGCUGCUACGCAAGAUAUUUUUUGGACAAUUACGUGCUGCAGAAAUGGAGCACUUGAUAGAGAGAUCCUGGUAUGCAGUGACUGAAACCUGCUUGGCGUUUACAGUGUUCAGGGAUGAUUUCAGUCCACGCUUUGUGGCCUUGUUUACUGUGCUUCUGUUCCUAAAGUGCUUUCACUGGAUGGCAGAGGAUCGUGUUGACUUUAUGGAAAGGAGUCCAGUGAUAUCAUUUGUCUUUCACCUGAGGGUCCUUUCUUUGCUAACUUUCCUUGGAGUAUUAGAUGUGUAUUUUGUGAACCAUGCUUACUAUUCAACCUUGCUGAAGGGGCCUACAGUACAACUAGUCUUUGGUUUUGAGUACUCCAUUCUUCUGACUGUGGUGGCCAUGACAUUCAUCAAGUAUUUGCUGCAUACAGUGGACCUACAGAAUGAAAAUCCCUGGGAUAAUAAGGCUGUUUACCUUCUUUACACUGAACUGUUAAUGGGAUUCACAAGAGUGGUCCUUUAUGUCUGUUUCAUGGUGGUUAUGAUCAAGGUGCAUACAUUCCCACUGUUUGCUAUACGCCCCAUGUAUCUUGCCAGCAGAUCUUUCAAAAAGGCAUUGCAGGAUGUGAUCAUGUCUCGCAGAGCUAUCCGAAACAUGAACACGAUGUAUGCAGAUGCCACACCUGAAGAACUGGCAUCUGGAGACAAUGUGUGCAUCAUCUGCAGGGAAGAGAUGACCCAGUCCAGCAAAAAGCUGCCAUGCAACCAUAUUUUUCACACUAGCUGUCUGCGCUCCUGGUUCCAGCGCCAGCAGACUUGCCCCACAUGCCGCCUUGAUGUUCUGAGAAUGCCACGACCUUCUGCUACCCCAGCAGCAGCAGCAGCAGCAACAGCAGCUGCACCUCCCAUUGCUCAGGCUAAUAAUGCCCCACAGCAACUUUUCCAAAACUUCAAUGGCAUGUUUGGAGGUUUUCCUUACGCCUGGCCACCAGUCCCUCCUGCUCAUGCAAAUGGACAACCAGGAGCACAGCCACAGCAAGGGACACAACAAAGUGUUCCAUCAGCAGGAGGAACAACUACCAGUGCAAACAACAACACUACACCAGCAGCACCAGGGAGUCCUCCACCAUUUCCCCCUUUUUCCCAUCUAUGCCCAUGUUUAUGCCAUUUGGUUUCCCCACCUCCUGCAAAUCUUGGUGGAUUGAGUGAUUCUGAGCUGCGAUCUAUGGAAGGAACAGAGAGAGCUAAUGUGGAAGCCCGUAUCUACUGGUUACGGGAUAUCCAAGCCUUACUAGAUGGUGCCAUGAUGUUGAUAUCUCAGUACAAUCAAGUAGCAGCCACAGUUGGAAUGAGUGGGAUCCAUGUGCCACCAACCGGUUCACAAACAUCUACAGCAAAGGACACAGCCUCAACAAAGACGAAGCCAGAAGGUCCUAUCCCAGAAACCAACCAGGCUGAGACAGUGACAACAAAUACAGACACAUUGCCCAAAGUUUCGUCAUCAGUCACAUCGCUUAAUUCUCCCAGUUCAAAAAGCUUAGAGGAAACUUUAGACUUUUCAGGACUGGAAGGAGCGACAGGAUUUUCUGGUCCAAAAGAAAUGGAUCUUCCAGCAUGGGAAGAUCCACGAGAAGAUGAGCAUGAGGAUGAGCUUCAUGAAGUGCGUCGCCGCCGUCUAGAACGUUUCUCUCAAGAAGGCAAGAAGAAGGAAGACUUUGAUUUAGACUGAUCUGGAGAGUGUUGUGGUUUUUUAUUUUUUAAAUGGGGCUCACAUAGCUCAGCUGUUUUGCAAGGAAACAUUGGAGUUGGCCAUAUUUUGCAUGAAUGCAGUUCACAUUAUCUGAGUUGGUGCAAACUCUUCCAGCAGACAGAGUUUUUCGGUUGAGAACGUCACAAAAUUCCCUUGAUAUGCACGAAGACUUCUUGCCUUUUGGGACAGGGAAACUGAUUUUUCAGUGUAUUUAUGGUCAUUUGUGAUUCACAUACAUGCAAACAAAACGGGGAACUUUUUUCAUCACCUGCAACUUUUAUGGUUAUGCAGGAUCUUGAUGUGUGAGAAGUUACUGAAGAUUGUGAAACCUGCGCCAUAUUCUGUUUAUUCUUACCGUAGUUUUCAGAUGUAUGGAGAUGGUGGCUGGGGAAAGAUUUCUAAUAAAACUUGUGCAUUAUGCCAGUCUUGGUCCUCGCUCCGCAUCCAGAAUUUGUAUAUAAGAUGAUUGUAUCUGCGGGUCUUUUUAAUCGAGCAUUUCCAUUAUACUAAAAGAGUGAAACUAUACCAACAUCAUUUACACUAAAACUGCAUUAUGUAUAUUGUGUUUUAACAAUGUCUUUUGGGAACUGCCAUGCAUAAAGCAUAUUUAAAAAUCUUGAAAAGUGCCUGCAAAUUUCCUACAGAUCAAUUAUCAGAAUUCUUUCUCCCCAGGAAGCUGCCUCCAUCUUUAAAAAAAAAAGCUCAAAAUAAGACAGUACAGUUAUUGCAACUAUUUGUGAUUUCUAGGAGGAUUUUUAAUUUUAACUUUAUGACCUGUCCCUUAUCCCAUAUCACUUUGUUUCAACCCUGGCUCCCUGUAAUGUGUGUAUGUGUGGGGAAGUUGAUCCUAAUGGUCUUGGGAAGAAAUUAUCUGGAUAUCAAGGGAAAGCAGUGCAAGCAUUCUCCCCAUUCAUAUACUGCACCGUCUUCUGUGUCGUGGUUAAAAUCAAAUAUAAACAGGUAAAUUAUCAGGCAGAAAUGCAUGUGAAAUGUUGGCAGCAAAUCUUAAAUAACAGUGGUCCUUAUGCCAGUAAUUGCAUUAUUCAGAUUGUCAUCUCAUGCAGAUGGUGCUUUUCUGAUGGAAAUGAAUGCAUUUGCAUGAUAAACACCUCUUUUUCCCAUCCGCUGAACCUCUUGACCAUUCAUCAAGCCAUAGGUUUACAAAUUACUGUUGAUUAGUUAUUGUGCCUCCUUACGUUGAAGCUAAUUCUAGCCUAUUGUAAAUAGGUCAGUGCACCUUCAUUGUUGAUCCAGCUCAGUCCAUUGUCCUGCAAUAAAAGCCAAAUCAUGGAUGGUCUUCAGACUUGUACAUACACAAGUACGUAGAAACAAGGACACAUGUCCAUGUCGCAGGCACAUGGAGUUCAAACUGCCAAUCUGUCAUAAUUUUUCUCAAAAGCUUAUCCCAUCUUUUGGGGUUUUUUUUAAAUAUUUUUUGCAGUCUGCCCUUUCUUCAAUAACUCCACUCUGCAUCUGACCACCACAUACUAUCCAUCCCAAAGAUUUAUUUUUUCACCCUUUUACUGGUACCAGCUGAUGACCAGUUACGCUAGUUCUCUGUUAUGUCAUCAGGGGCCGUAGUUAUAAAGUGACAGCAAGUUGUUUCCACAGGGCAAAAUGGGGAACUUGAUGGAAAGCAUCUUGUUUCUGAAGUUAUAAAGCGAUUUCCUGACCCCGUGGACACUUCUUCAUGCUCUUUAUCCUUGGGUACCUUAUCUUCUGCUUUAUAACUAUGGAUCCAGCGGGAAAAAAACAGCAUCUGUGGGGUGGGACACAGUUUUAUAACUUCGGAAACAAGAUGCUUGUCCUUGAAUUCUUCAUGCUGCCCUAGGGCAACAGCUUUAUAGCUAUGGCCCCAGAAGAUAUCUGGAUAGAUGCAGCAGUUGACAACUCUCACCACUUAGGCUUGUCAUUAGCAGCAGUGAACAAGUCCUGCGCAGAAAUUACCAGUCCACUCCUUUUGUUAUAAAAGAUUUUUACUAAAUGUUUAGCCAAGAUGCCUUUCUAUGCUGCCCCAGAACAUUAAGAUUUCCAUACAAAUUUCUAGUGAGGGUUUCCAACACCCCCUUCUUCCACAAACCCAACCCCCACCUCUCUACUGUCUAACCCAACUGUAAGUCUCUCCCAACAUCACAAACCCUAGUUUACAAAAAAAAA
This is a messenger RNA of Pomacea canaliculata, 4294 nucleotides long. Its product is annotated as E3 ubiquitin-protein ligase synoviolin B-like. The record is from RefSeq and is a predicted model, not a curated record. Gene Ontology annotation, cellular component: cytoplasm. NCBI's taxonomy places the organism in Eukaryota, Metazoa, Mollusca, Gastropoda, Architaenioglossa, Ampullariidae.